Molecule: messenger RNA, 892 nt
Organism: Misgurnus anguillicaudatus (oriental weatherfish)
Lineage: Eukaryota; Metazoa; Chordata; Actinopteri; Cypriniformes; Cobitidae
Gene: spaca9
Product: sperm acrosome associated 9
Cellular component (GO): ciliary base; sperm flagellum; acrosomal vesicle
Source: RefSeq, a predicted model, not a curated record
UUGUUUUUGGUUGCCAGUGGUAACUUCGUCAGCCAAUGGCCAUCGUUCUUUUUAAAGCAUACUUGCAGACGCAUUUUUGCGUACUCUUUAACCUGUACGCAUACUUGUCUUGUUGCUUGGCAACGUAUAAAUUCAACGGGAAAACUUGAGUAACUUUACUUCAGUUGAGAUGAACGACGUAAGAGAGCAACUCCAUUUCAUCGACCAAAAGUAUGAGAGUUUCAAACAACAGCAAUUUAUAUUUAUCAAGGCUCUUGAGCGGUCGAGGGAACAUGCUAGAGACAAAACUGAGCCUGUAUCUACCGUGACGCAGGUACAAAAGUACAUGAACCAUCACUGCAGCAAUGCCACAGACAGACGCAUCUUCUCACUCUUUUUGGAAAUAAUGGCUGAUCUUGAAGGAGCUUUAAAACUUCUGAAGUCCUUAGUGUCCAAUCAAAACACUGGUUCUGGAGAGGGCCUGGACACCUGCAGAAAGCUCCUGGACCCUUACAGUAACAUCAGCCAGCUAAGGGCAAAGUACCCACACAAUGAGAUAAAUCGCCUGAGCUGUGACGAAGCAAGGAAUUUCUAUGGUGGAAUUGUGAGUGUUAUUCCUCUGGCUCUAGACAUCCUCAAUUCCUACUGUAAAGGAGCUACUCAGUCUCUUGCUACAACACCACCAAGAGAAACAUCCCUCCAGCAAACAGAGGCAGUGAACGAAGGCACAUCUACAGACCUUGACAGGAGUACCAGAAGCAACUCUCGUAGAAAUAAGACGGGCGCAGGUGGCUGGCAUGCAGGAAAACCAGCCUGGAAGCCACCAGGCAAUAGAAGGAAAUAAAAUCUACCUGGGACUUUUCACAAUACUUUUUUAGGCUGUAAAAUAAAUCUUUGGUGUCCCCAGAGCACA